AUGUCGUCCCCGGAAGACCUCGCUGAAAAGUUCGGCGAACUCCCCGAUGAAGUCAUGGCUGAGCUACAGAAUAUGUUGCGAAUAUACAAUAUCGAUGCUGAAGAUCUAUUCUUCAAAUGGGAAGAAUACUGUUUGAAAAUGGGCGAAGACAUCAAGCUCAACUUGAAGAAUAUCACUACCUUCAAAGAUGAUGCGCGCGAACAAUUUGAAAUCGAAAUGAGGGCCAAAUCGAAGUCUGCACAAGCUCCGGCAGCAAGAGGGGUGCAGAGGACGGCAAAGAGCACUGGCGAUGUCUUUAAUAUGUUGGACGGCUUGACGCCUGCUACCCCCAGGUCGGCAGGACCCAGUGCAGCAAAACGGAAACUUGAAAAGGCGGGGUAUGAAACACCGCUUGCUGAAAGGACAAGUAAACUAGCUGUAGGAUCGUCGCCAGUCGGUCCUGGACCAGGAUUCAGAACCCCUGGAGCUAUAACUUCAGUACCCUUCCGCAACCGCCCAGAUCCUGGCAAGGUUAUGGAAGUCUAUAAUCCUAACAUAGAAAUACCUGAGCUGCCACUCCCAGGCUACCCAGGCUAUGAGUCCAGAGUACAAUUUGCGGCCCUGAUCCAAGCAAAAAACUUUGGAUACAAACCCAUGUACCAAAAACUCGUCGCGGGCUCUCAAGUUCUCGAUGACCGAAUUGAAGAAUACGCAGUAGCGAUCCAGAAAGAGCACAACAUACCAAACGAGGACUUCUGCAACCCCUGCUCGAAGCUACCCGAAGAAGUAGUCGUUGUUGGAAGAAUCGUUACCGACGUGAUGGAAUCGCAAAAAAGGAGUAAUGAGGCGAGUUUACUGCUCGAGGCAUCCCGAGGAGAUGGAGAGGGAGGAAGAGUUAGGCUGGACCUUAGUGCGCUCAAGGGAUAUGCAUUCUAUCCUGGAAUGACUGUCGCUUUCAAAGCAAUGAACCCGACGGCCGAUAAAUUACUUGUUAAAUCGGUAUUAACCCCGCCAACAUACUUUGGCGCCGGCUCUAAACCUAGCGACAUGGAAGAAGAAUUUCGGAAACUCGCAGCUGGGAACUUCAAUGUCUUCAUUGCGGCUGGCCCGUAUACUACCGAUGACAACCUAGAUUUUGAAGGAUUAACAGAGUUAGUCGACAAGAUUGUAGAGACCGAACCAGACGCAGUAUUCUUGUCGGGUCCGUUUAUCGACACCGAACAUCCAAAAGUCAAACUUGGGGAUUUCCCCGUUGAUAUGAAUAACUUCUCAGGAUAUGUCCUUGAAGACUUGUUCAAGGAAAAAAUCACGUCACAGCUUAAUAGGAUCACGAAAAGUAUGGUUCUUUUAGUGCCAAGUACGAGGGAUGCUGUUUCCAAACACGUAUCGUUCCCGCAGGAUCGUUUUCAGAGAAAGCUAUUGGGAUUACAACCAAAUGUUCAAUUACUCACUAACCCUUGCAUGAUCGCCCUCAAUGAAAUACAAUUUGGAAUCUCCAGCGCCGAUAUUCUUUUCCACCUCAAUAUGCAGGAAGUCAAAGCUUCAGGAAAGGGGAUUGAAAUGAAUACAUUCCAUCGAUUGGCCAACUACGUCAUCUCGUCGAGUCACUUUUAUCCUUUGUUCCCCGCGCCUGAAGCCUCGCAGGUCGGGUAUACCACCCCGGUAGAUUUACAAUGGAUGCGACUGGCCGAAUUCCCUGGAAAUAUCAAGCCAGAUGUGUUGAUUCUAUCCAGUAAAUUACCUGGAACUGUUAAGGUUGUCAAUGGAGUUGUUACCAUCAAUCCGGGUUUCAUGAGUACGACGAGAACGGCAGGGACUUAUGCAUUUAUGACUGUAGAGCCUCCGACGAAGAUACUAGAGGAAGAAAAUAUUGUACCCCCGCCUGAUGAUGAAUUUACGCUGAAGCACAGGAUAUAUAAUCGUGCGAGGGUGGAGAUUCGACGGAUAUAG
Messenger RNA from Orbilia oligospora ATCC 24927, 1929 nucleotides. RefSeq lists its product as uncharacterized. Gene Ontology annotation, molecular function: DNA binding. Gene Ontology annotation, biological process: DNA replication; DNA replication initiation. The transcript is spliced from 5 exons. NCBI's taxonomy places the organism in Eukaryota, Fungi, Ascomycota, Orbiliomycetes, Orbiliales, Orbiliaceae. Gene Ontology annotation, cellular component: alpha DNA polymerase:primase complex. The record is from RefSeq and is a predicted model, not a curated record. Bases 1 to 1929 code for a protein of 642 amino acids.